Messenger RNA from Linum tenue, 2286 nucleotides. NCBI's taxonomy places the organism in Eukaryota, Viridiplantae, Streptophyta, Magnoliopsida, Malpighiales, Linaceae. The record is from the annotation of a GenBank genome assembly.
GAAAUUUUCUCGUCGACCAAACAUCCCUUUUCUUUCCCAAAUCCCCUUGGUUUCGCUCAUCUUUCUGUUCUCUUUUCUUUUUUUCCUUGCUGCCCUUUUGUCCAAGAACACGAAAGUUCCGACCUUUGAUCAAAGAAACGAGCCAUGGCGUAUGCAUCUCGCGUAAUGAAUCACUCGAAGAAGCUGAGGGAUGUUCCCAGCAUAUUGCGAUACAGACAUGGAAGCUUGGUUCGUUGGUUCUCGAAUGAGGCUCUUGGUAAAAGAGAAGAUAUUUUGAAGGCUCGCAAUCAUGUAUAUGUGACUGCAGAGGAAGCGAGUUUCUCCUGUACUGCCAAUGGCCCCGUGUCAUCCUUGGGUAUUUUCAAGAGAAACGUUUCAACCAUGACCAUGAGAUCAGGAAGUCCGAUGCUUGCGCCAUUUUCUUGCUCUACCUCCACAUCAGGAGAUUGGAAUGCCGUCUCUCUCACCAACAAUGACAGAGGCAUGUGCCUUCCUGCAGCUUACUACCAUUGUAUGUUCUUCUCGUCUAAUAGCUGUUCCAUUUUCUCUGUUCUACAGGGGAACAUAGCAAGAUGGCUAAAGAAAGAGGGCGAGAAAAUCUCGCCAGGUGAAGUGCUCUGUGAAGUGGAAACUGAUAAAGCAACUGUUGAAAUGGAAUGCAUGGAAGAGGGUUAUCUUGCAAAGAUUGUAAAGGGAGAUGGAGCCAAAGAAAUUAAAGUUGGCGAGAUCAUAGCAAUUACUGUUGAGGAUGAGGAAGACAUUGGAAAGUUUAAGGAUUACAGCCCUUCGGCUUCAGGAGCGGAUACUGCACCACCUAAAGAGCCAUCAUCCUCCGCUCCACCUCCUCCACCAGCAAAGGAAGCUGUUGAGGAACCAGAUCGUUCUCCAGCACCAAAGACCCCCAAGCCCACUCCAGCAUCUUCUGAAGAUCGCAUUUUUGCUAGCCCUCUGGCAAAGAAAUUGGCUGAAGAGCGCAAAGUAUCUCUAUCAGAAAUCAAAGGAACAGGUCCUGAUGGAAGAAUUGUGAAGGCUGAUAUUGAAGAUUACUUGGCUUCAAGUGGCAAGGAAGUUUCUGCGGCAACACCAAAGACCAAGGCCGGUGUGGCAGAUGCUGCUUUGGAUUAUGUUGACAUCCCCCAUACUCAAAUUAGAAAGGUCACUGCUGCACGCUUAUUACUGUCGAAGCAAACUGUUCCUCACUAUUACUUAACCGUUGACACACGUGUUGAUAAACUUAUGGAACUGCGCAGCCAACUCAAUUCGUUGCAAGAGGCCACGGGUGGGAAGCGGAUAUCUGUAAAUGAUCUUGUCAUCAAGGCUGUCGCUUUGGCCCUUAAGAAAGUUCCACAAUGCAAUAGUUCAUGGAAUGAUAACUAUAUCCGCCAGUAUAAGAAUGUAAAUAUCAAUGUAGCUGUACAAACAGAUAACGGGCUAUACGUUCCAGUUAUUAGGGAUGCAGACAAGAAAGGUUUGUCAGCAAUAGGCGAAGAAGUCAAACAUUUGGCCCAAAAAGCCCGGGACAACAGCUUGAAGCCAGAAGAUUACGAGGGAGGAACAUUUACUGUAUCUAAUUUGGGUGGGCCUUUUGGCGUCAAGCAAUUCUGUGCCAUUGUGAAUCCUCCGCAGGCAGGAAUUCUAGCUGUUGGUUCAGCUGAGAAGAGGGUAGUACCCGGCUCUGGUCCCGAUGCCUACUCGUUUGCUUCGUUCAUGGCAGUGACACUAAGCUGUGACCAUCGGGUUAUUGAUGGCGCCAUCGGUGCAGAAUGGCUCAAGGCAUUCAAGAGUUACAUUGAGAAUCCGGAGACGAUGUUGCUGUAAAAAUUUGAACCAAGUGGGCUAAGCCUGAUUUCUUCUCUUCAUUUGGGCAUUUCCGUGAUUUCAUCGUGCAGAAAGAAAGCGUGGAUUGAAUACAGAUGCACUGAUAACACCAUUGAAUAUUCCUUUUCUGUUCUUUUAUGGUAUUCAUUGAAUUCGAAGGAGCAACGGCAUGUUUGAUAUAGUGUUAGCAUUUCCUUUAGGGGAGCUGAAAGAAACCGUUUGUUUUGUUCAAUAAAAUGGGAGGCUUUUCAAGGCACUGUAAACUCACAAGGUACUCGAAACUUUUUGACACCAGCAGAGGGUAAUAACUAAUAGCCUCCUUCCAAGCUUCUGCAGAUGCCAGAUUUUUAACCGAACAUGUCGAUCGUUUCUUAUAGUUACAUUCAAAAUUAUUGUCUACUUUCAUUUCUAAUUUGCUCAAGAAUCGUUCCAUCCUAUAGUGGUUGUGUUGGCAGCAAACAUUUCAGG